Heterocephalus glaber (naked mole-rat) is the source of this 3175-nucleotide messenger RNA. It is a transcript of the gene Itih2, whose product is annotated as inter-alpha-trypsin inhibitor heavy chain 2. The record is from RefSeq and is a predicted model, not a curated record. Gene Ontology annotation, biological process: hyaluronan metabolic process. NCBI's taxonomy places the organism in Eukaryota, Metazoa, Chordata, Mammalia, Rodentia, Bathyergidae. Gene Ontology annotation, molecular function: serine-type endopeptidase inhibitor activity.
ACACAGUUAGAGAGCUUUCUUCUUUUUCUUCUUUUUUAAAGGGAACCGUUCUCUUCUGGGUUUCCUUUGAACUUAAUUCAGUAGAAGGAGCUGUGUUCUCCCCAGACCAUCUGCUCUGGAGAUGUUGGCAGAGCUGUCCAGAAAAAUGAAACAACUCAUGUGCUUGCUCAUCUGGUUCUUUCUUUUGGAAGCACCAGCCUUCGAAAUCCCCACAAAUGGACUUCCUGAAUUUACAGAAUAUGGUGAUCUUGUGGAAUUGGCCCCAGCCAAAUUUCAAUUUGUGACAGACAACCGGAGGUAUCAGAGAAGCCUUUCUGAAGAAGAAUCUGGUGAAAGGAUGGAGAAUGUUGAUCAAGUAACUCUUUAUAGCUAUAAAGUCCAGUCCACAAUUACUUCUCGUAUGGCCAAUACUAUCAUCCAGAGCAAACUGGUGAACAACUCCCCACAGCCUCAAGAUGUUGUAUUUGAUGUCCAGAUUCCCAAAGGAGCCUUCAUCUCCAACUUCUCUAUGACUGUAGAUGGCACGACAUUUACUAGUACCAUUAAGGAGAAAACUGUGGGCCGAGCUCUCUACUCACAGGCAAGAGCAAAAGGCAAGACGGCGGGACUGCUGAGGAGCAGAGCCCUUGACAUGGAGAACUUCAAAACCGAGGUAAACAUCCGUCCUGGAGCAAAGGUGCAGUUCGAGCUUCACUACCAGGAAGUGAAGUGGAGGAAGCUGGGGUCAUAUGAGCACAGGCUUCACCUGCUGCCGGGACGGCUGGCGAAACACUUGGAGGUGGAUGUGUGGAUAGUUGAACCUCAGGGAAUGAGAUUUCUUCAUGUUCCUGACACAUUUGAAGGCCAUUUUGAUGGUGUUCCUGUGAUAUCUAAAGGACCCCAGAAGGCACAUGUCUCCUUCAGGCCCACAGUAGCACAGCAAAGAAAAUGUCCCAACUGUUCUGAGACUGCAGUGGAUGGAGAGCUGGUGGUGAUGUAUGAUGUGCACAGAGAAGAGAAGGCUGGUGAGCUUGAGGUAUUCAAUGGAUAUUUUGUCCACUUCUUUGCUCCUGAGAACCUGGACCCCAUUCCCAAAAAUAUCCUUUUUGUCAUUGACGUUAGUGGCUCCAUGUGGGGAAUUAAGAUGAAACAAACUGUAGAAGCAAUGAAGACCAUAUUGGAUGACCUAAGAGCAGAAGACCAAUUCUCUGUGGUUGACUUCAACCACAAUGUUCGAACCUGGAGAAAUGACUUAGUUUCUGCUACUAAAACACAGAUUGCAGAUGCCAAGAAAUACAUAGAGAAAAUCCAGCCCAGUGGAGGCACAAAUAUCAAUGAAGCACUCCUGCGGGCCAUCUUCAUUUUGAAUGAAGCCAAUAACUUAGGACUGUUGGACCCCAACUCAGUCUCUCUGAUCAUUUUGGUUUCUGAUGGAGAUCCAACAGUAGGUGAAUUAAAAUUAUCAAAAAUUCAGAAAAAUGUGAAGCAGAAUAUGCAAGACAAUAUCUCCUUGUUCAGUUUGGGGAUAGGAUUUGAUGUUGACUAUGAUUUUCUGAAGAGACUCUCCAAUGAUAACCGUGGAAUUGCUCAAAGAAUUUACGGAAACCAGGAUACUUCUUCCCAGCUCAAGAAAUUCUACAACCAAGUAUCUACUCCCCUGCUCCGGAAUGUUCAGUUCAGCUAUCCGCACACCUCAGUAACAGAUGUCACUCAAAACAGUUUCCACAACUAUUUUGGAGGCUCAGAGAUUGUGGUGGCAGGAAAAUUUGACCCAGCUAAACUACAGCAAUUAGGAGGCAUUAUCACUGCAACUUCGGCUAGCACAGAUUUGGUCCUGGAAACCUUGGCCCAGAUGGAUGACUUGGAGGAUUUUCUAUCAAAAGACAAGCAUGCGGACCCUGAUUUCACCAGGAAACUGUGGGCCUAUCUAACAGUCAACCAACUGCUGGCUGAGCGUUCUGUAACGCCUCCACUUCGCCACCGCAGAAGCCUGGCCCCUACUGCUGCCACGAAGAGGAAAAUUACAAAAACAAUCCUGCAGAUGUCCCUGGAACAUCAUAUCGUGACCCCACUCAGCGCGAUGGUCAUUGAGAACGCCGCUGGGGACGAGCGCAUGCUGGCCGACUCCCCUCCACAGGACAUCUCCUGCUGUUCAGGUGCCCUCUACUACGGCAGCAAAGUUGCCCCAGGUUCCAUCCCAUCUUGGGCCAGCCCCUCCCCGACGCCGACCGCGCUGUCUCUGGUAGCUGGGCCACCAAUGGAGGCCACGCCACCUUCCCAUGUGAUAAGAGUUGAAAAUGACCCACAUUUCAUCAUUUACCUACCAAAAAGCCAGAAGAAUAUUUGUUUCAAUAUUGACUCAGAACCUGGAAAAAUCCUCAACCUGGUUUCUGAUCCAGAAUCAGGAAUUUUAGUCAAUGGUCAGCUUAUUGGUGCCAAGAAGCCCCAAGAUGGAAAACUAAGCACCUAUUUUGGAAAACUGGGAUUUUAUUUCCAAAGUGAAGACAUGAAAAUAGAAGUUAGCACUGAGAACAUCACCAUAAGCCAUGGUUCUCAUACAUCCAUCUUGUCCUGGUCUGAUACGGCUCGCGUCAUGAACUCGAGGGUGGUUGUCUCCGUGAAUAAAGAAAAAACUGUGACUCUCACCCUGGAUAAAGAAAUGUCCUUUUCCAUUCUGCUGCAUCGUGUUUGGAAGAAGCAUCCAGUCAACGUAGACUUUCUGGGGAUCUACAUUCCCCCUACAAACAAGUUCUCACCUAAGGCUCAUGGACUAAUAGGCCAGUUCAUGCAUGAGCCAAAGAUAUACAUCUCCAAUGAGAGACCAGGAAAGGACCCCAAGAAGCCAGAGGCAAGCAUGGAAGUGAAAGGACAGAAACUGACUGUCACCAGAGGCUUACAGAAAGACUACAGAAUGGACAUUGUGCUUGGAACAGAUGUUCCCUGUUGGUUUGUGCACAACAGUGGAAAAGGUUUCAUCGACGGAUAUUACAAGGAUUACUUCGUGCCUCAGCUCUACAGCUUCCUCAAAUGACCUUAAAGGUUUAUAAUUUUGGAAAUUCUCUGUAUAAAUACACACUUUUUUCCUCUGUCACUUUUGUAGCCCUUCCUCAGUAUGAAUAAUUUUUUAAAACCCAACCAAUGGUAAUUGACCAAGUCUGUUAACACAUCUGAAGAAAAUAAAUGUUUUUGCAAAGAA